Molecule: messenger RNA, 1364 nt
Organism: Megalobrama amblycephala (Wuchang bream)
Lineage: Eukaryota; Metazoa; Chordata; Actinopteri; Cypriniformes; Xenocyprididae
Exons: 4
Coding region: 104-1066 (320 amino acids)
Source: RefSeq, a predicted model, not a curated record
UUCACACACAACCAGAUAAAUAUCACAGUUCAGUGUGUUUCAGAUCAAUCUGAGGGUUUUCAGACAUUUUAAGAGUCACUAUCGUGGGCUUUUCAGUGAAACGAUGAAGAAAAUGUUCCUCAAGUUAGUUUUGCUCUGUUUGUGGCGUCUGGAUGGAGUGUUUGGUGCUGAAGAGAAGAUAGUGUUUGUGGGCGAUUCAGUCACUCUAAACUUUGGUCUUACUGAACUGAAGGAUGAUGAUGUGAUUCGGUGGAGCUUUAAAGACACUUUAAUAGCUGAAAUCAAUAAACGGGCCGACAGAUUCACUGUAUAUGAUAAUGUUGGUGAUGGGAGAUUCAGAGACAGACUGAAGCUGGACAAUCAAACUGGAUCUCUGACCAUCACAAACAUCACAAUGAAACAUGAUGGAGAUUAUCACCAAGGGAUCAACUAUAGGAGUGAUUAUUUCCGUCUCUUUGUCACUGUGUCAGUGAAGGAGGGAGAUUCAGUCACUCUAAACGCUGAAAUAAAGGUUUAUCUGAUUCAGUGGAGGUUUGGAGACACUUUAAUAGCUUUAAUCGAUAAAUGGGUCAACAGAUUCACUGUAUAUGAUGAUGUUCUUGAUGGGAGAUUCAGAGACAGACUGAAGCUGGACAAUCAAACUGGAUCUCUGACCAUCACAAACACCACAAUGAAACACGCUGGAGAAUAUGAACUAUGGAUCAAACAUAUGCGUCUUGAUGUCUCUCUCGCUGUCAUUGUGUCAGUGACGGAGGGAGAUUCAGUCACUCUAAACGCUGAAAUAAAGGUUUAUCUGAUUCAGUGGAGGUUUGGAGACACUUUAAUAGCUGUAAUCAUUAAAGAGGACGACAUAUUCACUGUAUAUGAUGAUGUUCUUGAUGGGAGAUUCAGAGACAGACUGAAGCUGGACAAUCAAACUGGAUCUCUGACCAUCACAAACAUCACAAUGAAACAUGAUGGAGUUUAUGAACUAUGGGCCGACACUCUCAGCAGGCGUUCUUAUAUUCGUCUCAUUGUCUACGGUGAGUUAAAUAUCAGUUUCACGUGUUUUAUUUAUUACAGCUAGAUCUAAAGAAGUAUCUUAUCAUGAGUAAUGAGUUCAAAUGACUAAUUCUCUUACUUUCACAUGAACAGCAGGUUUAUAUUUAACUUUCUAUUCAAUAGUUUUAAAUGCUCUACUUUUGAUCAUCUUGGUUCCUCUGGAUGUUUCUUGAAUCUCUUCAUUCAUCCUCAUUUCUCUUUAUUCUCUCAUGUUUUCAGCUCGUCUGCCUGUUCCUGUCAUCAGCAGUAACUCUUCUCAAUGUUCUUCAUCAUCAUCAUCAUCAUCAUCAUGUUCAUUGGUGUGUUCAGUGGUGAAUGUGAGU